Molecule: messenger RNA, 1081 nt
Organism: Mya arenaria
Lineage: Eukaryota; Metazoa; Mollusca; Bivalvia; Myida; Myidae
Exons: 3
Coding region: 92-439 (115 amino acids)
Source: RefSeq, a predicted model, not a curated record
GGAGCAUUGAACAUAUUUUAUUUGAAAUACGAUUGCUAGAUUGAGUUCAUAUCAGGAAAGACUUCAAAUAUUCACAAAAAGGAAUAACAGAAUGGCUUCUACAUUAGCAUCAGCCAUAGUAAACCUGCAUUCAAGGUCGGACAAAAUUAUUGAGACUACAUUACGCCUUCAUGAAAAAGAGAUAAUGAAAGAAAUUCUUCCAUUGGUUAGAGGAAAUAUUACAUUGGGACUCGAGGUCGAACACAUAGGGCUAGGAAUUCUAAAAAGUAUACUUGAAAUAGUGUAUACACCUUUGAAGACUAUCGCCGCAAUUGCGAUAGCGCACCCUUGGUUGUUUACGACAUGCAUGAGCAUGUUUGCGAUUCUUGUGACUGGUAUCGUCAUAAAGUACAGGCACGAAAUUCGGGAACUUAUUAAAAGUAAUAUCCACCCAGCGUAACUUAAAAAAGUUCACCAAACUCCAGGCGCAAGAUUAAAGAUGUUCAUAAAAUGUAGACUAUGUUUAUUUUCGUUGUGUCUGACCCAUUGUUUUCUAAAGAAUAUUAUAAUGAAGAUGACGUUUAUUUUGAAAAGUGUACAAUUAGUGAUAAACGUUUGACCAUGAAUGUAUUUAUGCACACAGCUUGUAUAAGGUAUAAUAACUUUAUUUUUUGCCAACUGGUUUAUUUUAUGUGACCGAAAUUAUAUUUAUAAUAUUAUUUUUUGAAGUGAGAACAAUGAUUAUAGAAAUAGAGAAUGCCACAUAUCGAAGAUUUGAGGAAAAGUAGACCAACAGUUUAGGAAAUAUUUUAAGUACAAAUCGUUCAAUAAAUCACAUAAGAUACUACUUGUUGAAUUUCAUGAAUAUUUCGGCUCAACGUUUGCAGAUACCUUGUUUGAUACCAAUGACUUAAGUCAUCCAAAUAAGGUCUUAACAAAACUGGAUGAUGCUAUUUCUUUUUAAGAAAUAAGAAAUGCUUUUGAAACAUUGAAAUGAUUCUAAACCUAUGAAAAUGAUUAUAUGUUAAAGAAAUACUUUAUUCAAACUGCAAAUAUACUGUCUUCGCAUAUAUGGGAUGAUUAUUAAGUGUAGUACUGACCA